AUGGUGGACUUCGAUGUGAGUAUAACGAAAGUGGAGGACUUUGAUGUGAGUAUAACGAAAGUGGAGGACUUUAAUGUGAGUAUAACGAAAGUGGAGGACUUUGAUGUGAGUGGAAAGGUGGGUGGUUUUUCCCCUGGCGGGCCCCGGUCUGAACCAGAGGUCUUCCCCCUGGCGGACCCCGGCCUCUCAGAGCCACUAACAGGAACCAGAGGUCUUCCCCCUGGUGGUCCCCGGCCUCUCAGAGCCAUUGACUGUUUCCAGCGCCAUUCUCCUUUUCACCUCCCUCCCCACUCCCUAACACACCUUCCCCUUUCCGUCCUCCCUCUUCCAACAGGAGCCAGAGGUCUUCCCCCUGGCGGACCCCGGCCUCUCAGAGCCACUCACAUUGGCAAACCCCUCGGGCCAAACUCCUUUCGCUCGCACUCCCACCAACCGUACCCCACCCAACAGGAACCAGAGGUAUUCCCCCUGGCGGACCCCGGCCUCUCAGAGCCGCCCGCCUGCAUGGCUGUGCUGGAGCCCGUGAUGACGUCACUGGAUGACAUCAGCGCUUCUCAGGUGGCGGUGCUGCUGGGAACGGAGGCGGCUCUGCUGCGGGUGGAUGGGGAGACGGUGCAGCGCGUGGGUGCCCCAGAGAUGUCCACAGCAGUGCAGCGCAUGGCAGUGUCAGCUUCCGGAAAGCUUCUGGCGUGCUUCACGGCUGACGGGCAGCUGCAUGUGCUGCUGACGACAGACCUCUCCAGGCGGAUCUCCCACUAUGACACUCAGAUAGUGCUACCACCAGAUGCCAUGGCAUGGUGUGGAGAGGACGCGGUGCUGCUCUCCUGGCAGCACCCCCCUGCCCUCAUGCUCGUCGGCCCUGGGGAUGCCAUCAAAUACUCAUUAGGAGGGGAAGAGGACGACGAGGAGGAGGAGGUGGAGGGGGAGGAGGAAGAUGGUGAGAUAGAGGGAGAGGCAGGAGGGGAAUUGAGUAGGCGCCGCGCGUUCGGCUCGGCAGCUCUUCGCAGUGUGCCAGCGCCAGCAUCAGCGCUUGACACCACCACCACCACCACCACCACCGACAGCUGCCUGAUCCUCAUCCCCGAGUGCGACGGCGUCCGUCUCCUCUCCUCCUCCCACUCCGACUUCAUCUCUCGGGUUCCCGAACCCACCGUAGCCGCCUUUGCUCUCGCAAGCACCGCACCCCCUGCUCUACUCCUAGAGGCGUUUUCGCUGUUCGAGAGGCGGUCGGGGAAGGCGGAUGAGCACGUGAGGGCAAUGGGGGUGGCUGUGAUGGGGGAGGCGGUGCGAGGGUGCAUGCAGGCUGCAGCGCAUGAGGGGGAUGUGGAUGGGCAGAAGCGGCUUCUAGCUGCUGCUGCUUUUGGCAGGGCCUUCUGUAGAAGCGGCUUCUAUCCGCUGCUGCCUUUGGCAGAGCCUUCUGCAGGGUGCAUGCAGGCUGCAGCGCAUGAGGGGGAUGUGAAUGGGCAGAAGCGGCUUCUAUCCGCUGCUGCCUUUGGCAGAGCCUUCUGCAGAAGCGGCUUCUAUCCGCUGCUGCCUUUGGCAGAGCCUUCUGCAGAUGGAGUGGGUGAUGUGCUGAUGGGGGAGGCGGUGCGAGGGUGCAUGCAGGCUGCAGCGCAUGAGGGGGAUGUGAAUGGGCAGAAGCGGCUUCUAUCCGCUGCUGCCUUUGGCAGAGCCUUCUGCAGAAGCGGCUUCUAUCCGCUGCUGCCUUUGGCAGAGCCUUCUGCAGAUGGAGUGGGUGAUGUGCUGAUGGGGGAGGCGGUGCGAGGGUGCAUGCAGGCUGCAGCGCAUGAGGGGGAUGUGAAUGGGCAGAAGCGGCUUCUAUCCGCUGCUGCCUUUGGCAGAGCCUUCUGCAGAAGCGGCUUCUAUCCGCUGCUGCCUUUGGCAGAGCCUUCUGCAGAUGGAGUGGGUGAUGUGCUGAUGGGGGAGGCGGUGCGAGGGUGCAUGCAGGCUGCAGCGCAUGAGGGGGAUGUGAAUGGGCAGAAGCGGCUUCUAUCCGCUGCUGCCUUUGGCAGAGCCUUCUGCAGAAGCGGCUUCUAUCCGCUGCUGCCUUUGGCAGAGCCUUCUGCAGAUGGAGUGGGUGAUGUGCUGAUGGGGGAGGCGGUGCGAGGGUGCAUGCAGGCUGCAGCGCAUGAGGGGGAUGUGAAUGGGCAGAAGCGGCUUCUAUCCGCUGCUGCCUUUGGCAGAGCCUUCUGCAGAAGCGGCUUCUAUCCGCUGCUGCCUUUGGCAGAGCCUUCUGCAGAUGGAGUGGGUGAUGUGCUGAUGGGGGAGGCGGUGCGAGGGUGCAUGCAGGCUGCAGCGCAUGAGGGGGAUGUGAAUGGGCAGAAGCGGCUUCUAUCCGCUGCUGCCUUUGGCAGAGCCUUCUGCAGAAGCGGCUUCUAUCCGCUGCUGCCUUUGGCAGAGCCUUCUGCAGAUGGAGUGGGUGAUGUGCUGAUGGGGGAGGCGGUGCGAGGGUGCAUGCAGGCUGCAGCGCAUGAGGGGGAUGUGAAUGGGCAGAAGCGGCUUCUAUCCGCUGCUGCCUUUGGCAGAGCCUUCUGCAGAAGCGGCUUCUAUCCGCUGCUGCCUUUGGCAGAGCCUUCUGCAGAUGGAGUGGGUGAUGUGCUGAUGGGGGAGGCGGUGCGAGGGUGCAUGCAGGCUGCAGCGCAUGAGGGGGAUGUGAAUGGGCAGAAGCGGCUUCUAUCCGCUGCUGCCUUUGGCAGAGCCUUCUGCAGAAGCGGCUUCUAUCCGCUGCUGCCUUUGGCAGAGCCUUCUGCAGAUGGAGUGGGUGAUGUGCUGAUGGGGGAGGCGGUGCGAGGGUGCAUGCAGGCUGCAGCGCAUGAGGGGGAUGUGAAUGGGCAGAAGCGGCUUCUAUCCGCUGCUGCCUUUGGCAGAGCCUUCUGCAGAAGCGGCUUCUAUCCGCUGCUGCCUUUGGCAGAGCCUUCUGCAGAUGGAGUGGGUGAUGUGCUGAUGGGGGAGGCGGUGCGAGGGUGCAUGCAGGCUGCAGCGCAUGAGGGGGAUGUGAAUGGGCAGAAGCGGCUUCUAUCCGCUGCUGCCUUUGGCAGAGCCUUCUGCAGGAUGGUAGAUCUCGAGUACGAUCAGAUGGAGUGGGGUGAUGUGCUGAUGGGGGAGGCGGUGCGAGGGUGCAUGCAGGCUGCAGCGCAUGAGGGGGAUGUGAAUGGGCAGAAGCGGCUUCUAUCCGCUGCUGCCUUUGGCAGAGCCUUCUGCAGAAGCGGCUUCUAUCCGCUGCUGCCUUUGGCAGAGCCUUCUGCAGAUGGAGUGGGUGAUGUGCUGAUGGGGGAGGCGGUGCGAGGGUGCAUGCAGGCUGCAGCGCAUGAGGGGGAUGUGAAUGGGCAGAAGCGGCUUCUAUCCGCUGCUGCCUUUGGCAGAGCCUUCUGCAGGAUGGUAGAUCUCGAGUACGAUCAGAUGGAGUGGGGUGAUGUGCUGAUGGGGGAGGCGGUGCGAGGGUGCAUGCAGGCUGCAGCGCAUGAGGGGGAUGUGAAUGGGCAGAAGCGGCUUCUAUCCGCUGCUGCCUUUGGCAGAGCCUUCUGCAGAAGCGGCUUCUAUCCGCUGCUGCCUUUGGCAGAGCCUUCUGCAGAAGCGGCUUCUAUCCGCUGCUGCCUUUGGCAGAGCCUUCUGCAGGUGAGCCAGGAUGGUAGAUCUCGAGUACGAUCAGAUGGAGUGGGUGAUGUGCUGAUGGGGGAGGCGGUGCGAGGGUGCAUGCAGGCUGCAGCGCAUGAGGGGGGAUGUGAAUGGGCAGAAGCGGCUUCUAUCCGCUGCUGCCUUUGGCAGAGCCUUCUGCAGGUGAGCCAGGAUGGUAGAUCUCGAGUACGAUCAGAUGGAGUGGGUGAUGUGCUGAUGGGGGAGGCGGUGCGAGGGUGCAUGCAGGCUGCAGCGCAUGAGGGGGAUGUGAAUGGGCAGAAGCGGCUUCUAUCCGCUGCUGCCUUUGGCAGAGCCUUCUGCAGGAUGGUAGAUCUCGAGUACGAUCAGAUGGAGUGGGUUGAUGUGCUGAUGGGGGAGGCGGUGCGAGGGUGCAUGCAGGCUGCAGCGCAUGAGGGGGAUGUGAAUGGGCAGAAGCGGCUUCUAUCCGCUGCUGCCUUUGGCAGAGCCUUCUGCAGGUGCAUGCAGGCUGCAGCGCAUGAGGGGGAUGUGAAUGGGCAGAAGCGGCUUCUAUCCGCUGCCUGCCUUUGGCAGAGCCUUCUGCAGGCUGCAGCGCAUGAGGGGGAUGUGAAUGGGCAGAAGCGGUCUUCUAUCCGCUGCUGCCUUUGGCAGAGCCUUCUGCAGGCUGCAGCGCAUGAGGGGGAUGUGAAUGGGCAGAAGCGGCUUCUAUCCGCUGCUGCCUUUGGCAGAGCCUUCUGCAGAAGCGGCUUCUAUCCGCUGCUGCCUUUGGCAGAGCUUCUGCAGGUGAGCCAGGAUGGUAGAUCUCGAGUACGAUCAGAUGGAGUGGGUGAUGUGCUGAUGGGGGAGGCGGUGCGAGGGUGCAUGCAGGCUGCAGCGCAUGAGGGGGAUGUGAAUGGGCAGAAGCGGCUUCUAUCCGCUGCUGCCUUUGGCAGAGCCUUCUGCAGAGGGUGCAUGCAGGCUGCAGCGCAUGAGGGGGAUGUGAAUGGGCAGAAGCGGCUUCUAUCCGCUGCUGCCUUUGGCAGAGCCUUCUGCAGAAGCGGCUUCCUAUCCGCUGCUGCUUUGGCAGAGCCUAUCCUGCGAAGCGGGCUUCUAUCUCGCUGCUGCCUUUGGCAGAGCCUUCUGCAGGUGAAGCCAGGGAUGGUAGAUCUCAGAGUAAGACGUCAGAUGGAGUCGGGUGAUGUGCUGAUGGGGGAGGCGGCUGCGUAUGGGUGCAGGCAGCUGCAGCGCAUGAGGGGGAUUGUGAAUGGGCAGAAGCGGCUUCUAUCAGCUGCUGCCUUUGGCAGAGCCUUCUGA
Closterium sp. Naga37s-1 is the source of this 4887-nucleotide messenger RNA. NCBI's taxonomy places the organism in Eukaryota, Viridiplantae, Streptophyta, Zygnematophyceae, Desmidiales, Closteriaceae. The record is from the annotation of a GenBank genome assembly.